Haemonchus placei is the source of this 1777-nucleotide messenger RNA. The record is from the annotation of a GenBank genome assembly. NCBI's taxonomy places the organism in Eukaryota, Metazoa, Nematoda, Chromadorea, Rhabditida, Trichostrongylidae.
AAGGACAGUGGAACCGUCAGCGAAGAAGACGGUAAGUUGCAGUUAUCGAACUGAUACUGUUCCCGGUUUCUAUGAUUUAAUUAUAGAUGAUUUCUUACCUAUGUUGCCUCCCGGCUUUGUACCCGAUAAAAGUGUGAUCGUCAGCUCGUCAGACUCCCAGAAUAAAGGAGUUGACGACGAUGAUGAAGAUUUUGUAGACUACACAUGCUCUUUUUCUGUGCUUUUACCUGCACUGUUCAUUAAGGUCUCAGCUCUACGAUUCGAGCCGAACGGGGUACGCUUUGCGUCGGGCGGUGUUGAUUUUCAAGUGAAAGUAUUUGACUUUCAAAAAAUGGACAUGAGUUUACGUUCCGACAAAGACCUUAUGCCUUGUGAGAGCCACAUUAUCAACGACAUCGCCUUCAGCGCUAAUGGUGAAUCAAUGCUAGUCUGCAGUACUUCAGCACAAGUUUUCCUUAUUGAUAGAAGUGGUAAACAGUGGGCUGAAACUGUUCGAGGAGAUCAGUACCUCGUAGAUGUCAGUUACACAAAAGGACACACGGCUGCUGUCAACUGUUGCCAAUUCAAUCCAAUAAUCAAAGACGAGUUCAUGACAUGUGGUGAUGACGGAACUAUACGUUUAUGGAGUCUAGCCGAUUUCAAGAUUAUGACAAAAACGAUAAACACUCAUAGGAAGGUCAUAAAAACGAAAACUGCUGGUGGUAAACGGGCCAUGCCGCAAACAUGCUCUUACUCUUUGGAUGGCAAGCUAAUUGUUGCCGGUUGUGACGAUGGGUCCAUUCAGAUGUGGAAGUACGGGAAUCUCUAUGUAAGAACCUCACUUUUUUCGUACUUUUUUUGCAAUUUUGUUUUUCAUGUGUUCCUUAACACUUUAAUAUCCUUUUUCCCUGCCUUGGAUGGUCCGAUUACCUGCAUUGCCUUUUCUCCGGAUUCUCAGAAAGUUCUGACGAGAGGUUUGGAUGACGCUAUGAGGAUGUGGUCCAUCAAGGACAACAAGAAACCUAUUCUUGAAUUGACGGAUUUGGAAAAUGCGUUUAGAAGUACGGACUGCGGUUUCUCUCCAAGAGGGGAGUUGGUCUAUACGGGCACAUCAACACCUGGUGAAGAUAUGGCCGGCAAAUUGCUUUUCUACAGUGCGGAUACGUUCGAUCUUGUGUACAAGAUUGAAUAUCCUGGCAUAAGUUGUACGAAGAUUGAUUGGCAUCCCAAACUAAACCAGAUUUUAGUAGGUCUUAGCGAUGGAACUAUAAGAAUAUAUUAUGACCAACAACUGUCAACUCGUGGGGUUUUGGGAUGCAUCACGAGACCAGUUCGCAGGAAUCGUGCUAGCGAGUUUGUUCGUGAAGAGAUGAUUCUGUCACCACUUACCCUUGAAAUGUUCCAACCACGUGGAGAAGAGGGUGAAGAAAAGGAGGUGACCGGAUUCCGGCUGAAAAAGUACCUACGUAUGCGUGACAAUCAACAACGUCCACAAUUCCGCAAGCCAGCAGAUGUACCUAUUGGAAGAAGUGCCAAUGGAAGAGUGGUUGCAAGUGGUGGCAGUUUGCAUUCAUAUGUGGCUCAACAAAUGGGAACAAUGAAAAACAAGACGUUCCUGGAGGAUACAGAUGUGAGGUCAAGCAUUCUACGGCAUGCAGAAGAGAACCCGCUUUAUGUGGACAAAGCCUAUCGUAAAACGCAGCCGAAGCCUAUUUUCCAAGAAAAGACCACAGCACCUGAAGAAGAAGAACCCGAAACAGAGUUACAACCCGUGUUCAAAAUGCCUAGGUUGAAUUGA